AUGUGUUUGUUGGUGUAUGUGUGUGAAGAAGAGGAGAGAGAGUUGGGGAGAAAACAAGCGCCGGGGGCAUGUCCAUACUGUGGAGGGAAGGUGGAAGCUGUGGAUGGUGAGAGUCGGUGGAGGCUUUGGUGUAUGCUAAUUUGCUCCAAGAUCAAGAGGAAGUACUUCUGUACUCUAUGCAACAGACGUCUGGUUCUGUAUAUGUAGAUGCCAAAAGCCAGAGUAUAUCAACGCCAUAAUCUGUUUUUGUUUUGUACUAAUAGAUAGGACUUUCAAUUUUCAUCUGUAUGUUUGAUGUUUGGCGAGUAUUCACUUCUUUUGAUCUGAAAUUCAGAAGGGUAGCAAUUCAAAUGCUGUUCAGAUGAUUCAAUCUCAUGUAGCUAUGUGUGGUGUUUAUUUGUGUCUUUGUCAAUCAUGAAUAUCAGGACUAUUUUUUAUUUAUUUAUUAUUAUUUUCAUUUUUCUUUUUUUACUUUUUUUUCCUUUGGCUUGGCAUGGAAUAUUCGAAUUGUUAGAGACCUUCGCAUUAUUAUACACAUAUUUAUAUACUAAAUUCUUUCACGAGGAAGGAUUUAUGAAUUAAUUGAAUUCUAUUGAAACUUUAGUAUCUGAUGACCACUUAAUAUUUUUUUUUCCCGAAUGUAGAAAAUUCACUUGAUAAAAAAAGGGUUUUAUGGAAUUAAUUGAAUCAUUAUUUGUAGGAAAAAUUGAAACUUCAGUACUUAAUGACCACGUUUUUUUAUUUUAUUUUUA
Cornus florida is the source of this 752-nucleotide messenger RNA. RefSeq lists its product as uncharacterized. The transcript has a single exon. The coding region runs from base 1 to 207 and encodes 68 amino acids. The record is from RefSeq and is a predicted model, not a curated record. Lineage: Eukaryota; Viridiplantae; Streptophyta; Magnoliopsida; Cornales; Cornaceae.